Molecule: messenger RNA, 1242 nt
Organism: Paraglomus brasilianum
Lineage: Eukaryota; Fungi; Glomeromycota; Glomeromycetes; Paraglomerales; Paraglomeraceae
Source: the annotation of a GenBank genome assembly
AUGAUUUCCUCAUACUCGGAUGGAGGCAGCUCCCCGUAUGGGCACCCAGGUGUCUUCCCCGCCCCAGCGUCGUCAGGUAUACAUAAACUUGGAAGAAAGCGGGUACACGAAAAUGGUUUUAUGCAAGAUGAGUUUGCAACGAAAAAGGUUAGGCGUGUAAAUAAUUAUACGAGUAGAGGGAAUAUGACAGAUCGGAUGGAUAAUUAUUUCACUGUUAACCGGAGCACUGGUAACGCAGCACAAGUGACAACAGCAGCAACCGCUUAUUCUUCUAAAGUUGCCACUACUACUAUCCCUCGCACGCCAACAUCACAGUCGCCUCCAUCUUCAUCCUCGUGUCAACGUCAACGUUACUGCCAUUCCACGAAUCAUUUGUCAAUGACCGAGCCUUUGUUAACUGUCAACAGCUUAUCUUCACCACGAUUAAUUGAUCUAUCUACGGGCGAGGCUCUCGAAGCAGUUAAUCCUGAUACAAUCGUGAGCACACGAAGAAAAGGUAACAAGCGUACUAUUGAUCAAGUAAAUGAAAGCAAGGGAGAUGAGCGUGUUAUAAAAACUUUGAUGGUUGGCGACAUAACAGAAGAGGAGAGAAAAACGAAGGGAAUGGAUCAGCGUCCAUAUCCCCAGAACGAAUAUGAAAACGAUGAAUGGAUGUUAGACUCGACUCCACCAGAUAAGAAAUUUAGAAUAAGUGCGAACAUUGAACCAAGAGAUUUUACCAGAGAGGACACUGUAAAGGGACAGUUAAAUGAGUUGCAACAAUUUGGGGAUUCAAACAAUUAUAUUACGCAGGCUGCUCCCUUUAUAUUCGGGACGACAAUAACUUCAUCAGCUCCUUCAUCAUCUCAUUAUUCAGAUACGCAAGAACACCUUUCACUUACAGUUCAAAACCCGAAAAAAUUAAAGCUUGCAUAUCACGAGGCGCUUACAAAAUACAUGCGUACGCAAUUAGAGUACAUCUCCUCUACCAUCGACGACAGUAGGAAACAGAUCGUAUUGUAUUUACCACAGAAUAAAGUAUACAUGGGAAAUCUAGGAAAAGAGGAUACACAAAUGUUGAUAGAGAUCGAUGAGAAUGAUAAAAAUAGUGAGGCUUCGAAGAUUUGGGAAAUUACCGAGAAUUCAAAUUCACUCGACCCAAAGAGUGAUAUUGCUGAUGAUAUCGAGAUGAAGGACAUUAUAAAUGAAAGUAUUGCUAUUGGUGAUGUACAUACUCAGGGUGGAGAAAUGGAUAUUGAUUGA